Molecule: messenger RNA, 4427 nt
Organism: Sphaerodactylus townsendi
Lineage: Eukaryota; Metazoa; Chordata; Lepidosauria; Squamata; Sphaerodactylidae
Gene: STK11
Product: serine/threonine kinase 11
Exons: 10
Coding region: 2339-3670 (443 amino acids)
Biological process (GO): DNA damage response; glucose homeostasis; regulation of Wnt signaling pathway
Cellular component (GO): nucleus; cytoplasm
Molecular function (GO): protein serine/threonine kinase activity; protein kinase activator activity; ATP binding
Source: RefSeq, a predicted model, not a curated record
GGGGGGGGAGGUAAACAAAAUGGCGGCGGCGUGUUAGCUGCGGCGGCAGGAAGGCGAGGAAAGGGCGAGGCGGCUUGACGUAGUGACAGGAGGGGGUCGUCCAGGCGAGCAGGCCGCCCUACAGCCGACCCCGGGAGAACCCCAGGGUCGUUCUCAUUUCCUCGCCAGGCCCAGCGGGGAGGGCCCCAAGGAAAGGCACCACAGCAGCAGCACCCUGCUUCAGCUCAGGGCUCGGGCCUCCCUUUUGAAAGGGGGGGGGGUAAAGGUGUAGCUGAGGCAAGAAGCAGCAGGCGGCUUAUUUAUUUACGAGUCGGGAGGGGGGGGUCUCCCACUUUGGAGAGGGGGGGCCGUGUUAGCGUGUGUGGAGGAGGAGGCACAACUUCUAUUUAUUAUCGCUGCUUCUUGGCGGGGGGGGGAAGGUUAGGUUAGUCUAUUGGAGGGUGUUAAUGGGCGUUUACAGUGGGCUGCUUCUGUGUAAGGAGAGGAUAGACGAUUAAGGAUGUCUGUUGACUGCUUUAACUAGGGUUUUUGGUGCCAGAGUUUAGCGAAGGAAGUUUGGGGGGCUCUUAUUAGCUGAGCCCCUUUUUUGGGAAGUGGCCUGCCAAGAAGUGAUUCUUUGAGAAGGAAGGGUCAUCUCUGUCCUCUGCUGUUGGUUUUUUCCCCUUCUUCUGCCCAUUGGGUACAGCUGCUGUCCUUCCAUUCUUCUCCUUAUGGAAUGGGAGCUCAACCCCUCUAUCUGUUCCCCCGCUCUAGUUGCUAAAGAUCUCAUUUUGUUUGGUGGGGAAGGGGCUGGCACCUUUCUCCUUACUUUUGCUGUGUAGGGUCUGCGAGUGCACUUGUGGAGUUCGUGAGCAGGCACCUUUUCAGUAUCACUAAGAUUCUCCUUGCCAACCAAAAAAGUAGCAGAAGGGGCCGUUCUGUCCAGUGUGAUGUCAUGGAGUGGUAAGGGCAUCCCUUGACGAGUUGAGGUGUGUGGUUGCCAAAUGGUGAGGUCGCCUCCUUCUUCUCUUAACAUUGGAGAGAAGGAGUCUUAACUCAAUCCCUUAUUUUUAUAGGUUUUGUAGGAAAAACUUGGUUACUCAGGAAGAGGAGGGGACUGAGAGUGAAACAGUCAGAUCACCUGUCCAGAUUUUUCCUUCUUGUUAGGCGUUGUUCUUUGAGUGCUAGGUUGAAGAAGAGCACGGUUGCCUGUAAAAGAAAGAGCCCAGUUUCUUUAAUUCUUUCCCACGCUUUUGCUAAGAAUAACUUUGCUUUGACUUUGUGUAUUUUGGAACACAGUGUUGUUUUCCACUGUUGAAAUGGUAAGGAGUUACGUGUGGAGAGGUGUGUUUAGAAACGGGCUUUACUUUCAUUAGCUGGGCUUAUUGGGUGAAACCUUUUCUGGAAAUUCUUAGAACUGCUGAAAGAUGAGGUUAUUUUUCAAGGGUAGUAGUCUGUGAUUUUUUUAAGAUAAGUAUAUUUGGGGAUUGGUGUAAAAAGUGUGCCUUGUGAGAAGUUUGUUUGCACCUGUCACAAUUUCUGGUCUUUAGUUGUGCGAGACCUAAGUAGGGUUUUAAUUGCUUGCCUGCCUGCCUUAAUACCUGAAGCAGUGGGGUGACACAUCAUGUGUCAAGUAGACCCCAGGUGGUUGAAGGAUGCCCCUGAAAGUGCUUACUAGACACGGCAGGCCUCGGACCUUUGUGAAAGGUGAAAGAGAAGCAGCUAAAAUCAGUAUUGAAAAUUCCUUCAAAGAGACUUGGUUCCAGCUUCCCAACGGCUGAGAGGAUCUGUGACGGAGGUCAUACCUGGGUGGUUAGAGUGGUGGAGAGGGCCCUGGAUUCUGAAGUUCACAGUUUGGAAUUGGGAUCCGCUGUGACCUGCUAGUAAUGGAAAGUCCCUAAAGAGAUCCUGGAUGUUGUUUUGAUUUCAAACCCUGGAAGUCUUUCGAAGAUGACUUAAAGUUUGAUGAACCCAAAAAGUUUGGACUUGCUAAGGAAAACAGCUGGUCAGAAAGACUUGGAGCAGCGGGAGAAGACCAAAAAAUUGAAAGCAGCUUAGGUGAUUUUCCUUCUUCCCCAUCCCUUUUAAAAGAGGCACUAUUGAAUCAGGUGAAUGGGCUUGGGUUGACAUCUGACAGGCUUUUAUUUUACAUUUCAACUUAAAACGUUCGUACAAUCUUCUGGAGAAUUCCCACUUACCUCUACUGAUCCUCAUUUUACCCGCCUCCCCAAAUAAAUUGGAAUAAAGGGAGCAUUUUUUUAAAAAAUCAGAAACUGGAUUUGCGAGCCUUUGGGGCCACCUUUUUGAAGCUGGUGAUUGUAUUGAGGGGAAACAGCAGGCUUGCACGGUCGAUUUCAAGAUGGAUCUGGAGGAACCUCAGCAGCUGGGCAUGUUUGUCGAGAGUGAACUGAUGUCGGUGGGAAUGGACACUUUCAUCCAUCGCAUUGACUCGACCGAAGUAAUUUAUCAGCCCCGCCGGAAGCGGGCCAAGCUGAUAGGAAAAUACCUGAUGGGGGACUUGCUUGGUGAAGGGUCUUACGGCAAGGUGAAGGAGAUGCUGGACUCUGAAACCCUCUGUAGGAGAGCAGUCAAAAUCCUGAAGAAGAAGAAGCUGCGUCGGAUCCCCAAUGGGGAAGCGAAUGUUAAAAAGGAAAUACAACUCCUACGGCGGUUGCGGCACAAAAAUGUCAUCCAGCUGGUCGACGUGUUGUACAACGAGGAGAAGCAGAAGAUGUAUAUGGUGAUGGAGUAUUGUGUAUGUGGCAUGCAGGAGAUGUUGGACAGUGUCCCGGAUAAAAAGUUUCCAGUCUUUCAAGCGCACGGGUACUUUUGUCAACUUAUAGAUGGUUUGGAGUACCUGCACAGCCAAGGGAUUGUUCACAAAGACAUCAAACCAGGGAACCUCUUGCUAACGACUGACGGGACGCUGAAGAUAUCCGAUCUGGGUGUGGCAGAGGCAUUGCAUCCGUUUGCAGACGACGACAUGUGCAGGACAAGUCAGGGGUCGCCAGCUUUCCAGCCUCCAGAAAUCGCCAAUGGCCUUGAUACCUUUUCUGGCUUCAAAGUGGACAUUUGGUCAGCAGGGGUCACUCUAUACAACAUUACGACUGGCCUUUAUCCGUUUGAGGGGGAUAAUAUUUAUAAGUUAUUUGAAAACAUUGGGAAAGGGGACUACACAAUUCCUGAAGAUUGUGGUCCUCCACUGUCAGAUCUACUUAGAGGAAUGCUUGAAUACGAUCCAGCCAAGAGGUUUUCAAUACAGCAGAUAAGACACCACAACUGGUUUCGAAAAAAGCACCCACAGUCUGAGCCUCUGGUCCCCAUCCCUCCCAGCCCGGAGACCAAGGACAAGUGGAGGAGCAUGACAGUGGUCCCUUACCUGGAAGACCUGCACGGCUACCAUGAGGAGGAGGAGGAAGAGGACUUGAAAGAGGACUACUUGGAGGACGAGAUCAUUUAUACUCAGGACUUCCCAGUACCAGGACAGGUGCCCGAGGAAGACGCCAGGCAAAACGGGCAGAGCCGCAGCAGGGGGCUGCCCAAGCCGGUGUGCAUGAACGGAACAGAGCCUGGGCAGCUGAGCGGCAAAACGAAAGGCGAGAGGCGGGCCAGUGCCUCCUCCAACCCCUCCCGCAAAGCUGCCUCCACCAGCAGCAAGAUCCGCAAACUUUCGACCUGCAAACAGCAGUGACUCAGGGGUACUCACCCACCACAGCUGGCCCCACGCUGUCUGCUCUCCUCAGCUGCCACCGUCCUCGUCUCCAUCUCUCUGCCAGUAGGGGAUGAUCAGUAGAACACGCUUGCAAUCAAAAGUUUAAAAGACCCAACCGAGGGAAUCCAGAUGUCGGCUCCGUCCCCCUUCGCCACCUUCAGCCAAUCUUGCGCUCACAGGAGAAUUCAAUCGUCCUCCUCUCGGGUGGAAGCCCCUCUCCUCCCUGGCACCAUUCGGCCAGCCAAUACCUGGACUUGUUCUGUGGGGGUGCAGUAGGCAAGGAGGGGUGGGGUUAUCCCAUGGGCAAGGGUGAAGCUGGGGGGGGGGGGGGCAAGAGCCCUUUAUCCCCGCCACAUCCCAUCUUCCCCCUCCGUGUGUUAGAAGUUUUUUCGCAAGCCAUCGCCAAGCACUUUACGUAGUAGACUACUGUUAUAUAUUAUAUAUUAUAUAUUUUUUUUCCUUUCUCUCCCCCCCUCCCUCUUUUGUUGUUGUUUAUAUUUGCGGUAUAUUUAGAGAUUUCCUUACACAUUUGUGAUGUGUUUGAAAAUUGGGGGGUGGGAGAUGAAAUUGAUAGGUGGGGGUCUCGAGGAAUAAAACCGGUAUUGAAAAUGAACGAACCCGCAGCGCUCCGUUAAAAACAAAAUCUGCAUGCUGUCCCGAGGGCCGGAGAAAAGGGAAAUGGGUGCUCUUUUUUUCUUUUUCUUUUUUUUUUAAAGGAAAAUAAACUUAAAAUGGA